CCGUGUCAUCAUAACCCUAAGCAGCAUAGUCAAUGCCGGCAUGAUGCGUAUCACUCUCGAGAUUUUAUCUACGCUGUGGGCAUGAAAAUGGUUGUUCUAUUUCGAUGUAACCCAUCAGUCAGAAACAACCAAUAUCGCAAUCAACAGCCAUGAUCGUUGGUGGUUUGAGAUUUUUGUGUUGUGUUGGCUGAUAGUGCAAAUUAAGGGACAGGACAGAGGGCCACCACAAAGCACUAUUGCCAGCGGUGGGCGCAUGUUUCCGCGGUAGCCUUCCUUAUCUUUGUGCUACAUGCGACGCAGCAGCUCACUCGAAGGAAUGUUUCCGCAUCUCCGUGCACGGGGGCGCAGAGCACGACCGGGGAAUGCACAACUCAGCACCGAAACCCCGGCUGCAGGGAAUAUGCUAUGAGCGACGGCCCCGCAGGUUGAGAGCACAAAAAAAACAAGGAAUUCUAUAAGAAUAGGCACACGGGCCUAUUAUUACGCAUAUCGUGGUUGUACUACAAAGCAAAUAGCGCCGAUUGCUACAUCAUUACUACCCCAUGGCUACGCAAGCGCUAUUACCACAAUGCAGGGGCCGUGGGGGGAGCUGAGCCAAAUGCGAGCCAAAUGCGAGCCGAAAGCCACGCUGAUAUGCCUAUUCGCUUGCAAGGAUUUCCCGGUUUGUGAGAAAGGCACAGUUGCUGUGCCUGAUUGCUUGCUCGCCAAACGCCGAGAACGAAAUAAUACUGCUUCUUGGGCAUCGAGAUCGCCGUGGGUAGUCGUCAAGUUGUCAUCUUUUCUCUCUAUUUGCAUCCAAUGCAUGAUUGAGGGCUUUUUACUAGCCAGCCUACGACAUCUGUUGGCUUGUGAUGCUGCAGCAAUUCAGGCGAAUGCUGGAUUUGCAGCUCUCCAUUGCUCCACUAGAGCUACAGCCUUGCGAUUGUAGCCUGUUUUUCGCGUAUACGAGGCAAGUCUGCAUGAAAACGACAGCAGGGCAGUCUGUGUUGGAAAGAAAUGACAAAUAUGUGCAGUUGUUGAUCAUCCACUGCCUUCAAGCCGUCUCCGCCACCGCAAACUCAUGCACCUCAAGCCCAAAUGGUGAUUCGGAUCCGACACGAGACGGCCGAAGACGAUAAGAAUAAGCCACGAUCUAGAAGGGUUGAAAGAUUGAAAGAUUGAGAUUUUUUUUUAUAUAAUUAUUGGCCUCUAUCUAUAGCAAACUACAAACUACCAAUCCCCCGCAUGAACUGUCAAAAUCUCAAUGCCCGUGUGGAAAAUGCGACGAAGAGAUCGCUUCUAACCCACCUACCGAGGGCUGGUUCAGAAAGAUUCCUAGACGGGGAGCAAUGCUGUAUCCAACUACAUAUGCCUAGCAGUUGCAAUGGCGUCGCGAAGCAAAGACACGUGGUGGCGCAACAAUGGGAUUCUGAAAUGCCCUCUCACUUGCCGUUCAAGAAAUUCCCCGGGCUUGGAAGAGCUCGGGUCAUAUGUAGCCAUUGCGAUUGCAUGUAUGCGCUGGCAUGCUUGUGGGAGGGCAGGCAUUCAAAAUCCCACACUCCCGAGCGCAAGAGCUUGACGCAAGUAACUCGGACACAGCUCCGACGAUGCCUUCUUUUCUCUUCUCUUUGGCAUUACAGGGGCCAGCAUCGCAGCGAUGGAGUGAACAACCGACAGAGCAGUCUCCAUUCUGCUGCAGCAUGUUGGACACCCCCCUUGCAAUGCUGUCCUGAUAGCAUCAAAUGCUGCCCCUCCAUUCCAGCUCCGUGAUGGAGGCCGUUCUGACAGGGGGUGGCACCCCUCUCUAACUGCUUAACAGCGGACUAAUGUAAGGCCAAACCUCAUCUGGUCAUACCCCGGCCGCAAGUCUAGGUUCGCCUCACAUCGUCAGUCGGACAUGAAUAGUCUCAUGCUGCUCUCUGGCUGGCUAUAGGCAACGGGGCGGCACGUCAGGUAGUCCCACGCACCAGUUGCGGUAACAUCAAGUUGUCACAUUUUCGGGAUAUCCCAGGCGAAAACUUCGCUUAUUAGCCUCCUCUUUUAGUCAAGUCCCGCAGCUGGAUGCAUACGGAGGCCUAACAGGCUGGCGGUUAGAUGUCAAGCGCAAAUAUGCAGAGUGCGGCGAGUAGAGCCAACUCUGGCUGCAGAGCUUAUCAUUGCUCUGUCUUUGCUUUUCCGCGCGGCGAAAUGGGAUGCAAACUGCCCAAAGCUUGACUUAAAAUGCAGAGCUGGGUCUUGUGAGUGCUCUUCCUCCCUUAUUGGUACCUAUUCUUUUUUUUUUCUCCGCCUCCAUCUCUGUUGCCUUCUCCUAUUCACCACUGCAUAACAGUGAAUCAGAGCAGCAGUAUCAUACUAUAAAGCCGCAUCCCCCUGCCCACGGCUCAGCAUAUAAUCUCGCACAUACUCUGGAAUAAACACUUGAACUCAAGAGCAGACGGCAUCUGCAGCGAGAAAUCCGCCAUAUUAUUGUAUUGUUGCCCUUCGAUUAUCAAGUUUGACCCCAUUGAGCACGCGCACAAGUAUGUCUUUUCAACAUCAGACUCCCAGUCAUGGCGAUGUAAUAGACAUUGGCGGAAGCCGACUGCAUGAGGACGUCGGAGAGAGACUUUCCAGGGUCCUCACGGCCGUCUAUGGCCCUAGUGCGAAGCCGACUCUUCCAGAUGAGCUCCUGUAUACCGACGUUGGACUGCCCAUUUGGAAUGAAAUCAUCUUCACACCCGAGUUCUAUCAAACUCAUGAUGAGAUUGCGCUCUUUGAUGCUCACGGAAGCGACAUCAUCAAGCGACUUCAGCCUGGCGUGACCAUGAUUGAUCUUGGAGUCGGAGACACUCGCAAGGUAGAACAUUUGCUCUCAUCUUUUGAGGAGGCGCAGCUUGAAGCGACGUAUCUGGCUCUAGAUAUCUCCAAAACAUCGUUGGAGCACAGCGUGGGCUACCUUCUUGACAAACAUUCCGCAGCGGAUGCCAAGGUGACUUGUGCAGGGCUGUGGGGAACAUUCCAAGAUGGCAUGUCCUAUGUGAAAGGUAUUCAGGGCCAGAGACUCUUCCUCUCUCUGGGUUCUGUCCUUUGCAACGACCCUUGGGCGGAGGCCUUGAACCAUCUCAGGUACUGGGCCGAGGCUCUCCGGCCAGGAGAUCUCCUCCUAGUAGGCAUGGAUGCUCACCUACUGCCCAAGGAUGAGGAUAAAAUUUGGAAAGCCUAUCACUCUCGGGAUGACCUGUAUCGCCAAUUCUUCCUGAAUGGCUUCAAUCAGGUGAACAAGGCAAUUGGCGAAGAGUGGUUUCAAGAAGAAGAUUGGGAAUUCAUGGCGCAGCUCGAGGAGCAGCCAACGACUCGCCAUCGAUUCUUCUUUCGAGCUAAAAAGGAUGUCACCAUCCAUAAGCUUAACCGGACACUCAAAGAGGGUGAGGAGCUUGACUGGUUCGACUCUCAUAAGUAUGGAGAGGAGAGCGUACGACUCAUGUGCCAUAAGGCGGGACUGAGUGUGAUAAAUGUCAUGCAAGCACCCGGCUCUGAGUUUAGGCAAUAUCUACUCAAAGCGAAAGAGGAGCAGGAUCAGAGAGAGGAUGGAGAUAGUGCCAUAUCCGGGUUGGUAUAACCGAAUAAUAGCUCGCUGUUUUGUUCCCUUGCUUAGACUCUCAGGCGGCAGAUGGAAAAGUAAUGGGUAUUUGGGUUGAAUUGGAGACUGAAGUAGCUGCCAAUUUUUCAUAGACCAGAUGGGGGAAAAUGAUAGAGCGUGUCUUGGGCCUCAAGUUAGGCAUAGAAUCUCUUGUUCCUUCUCUUGCACGCGUUGAAUUAGGUGUUCCCACCAUGGAUAUCUGUUGGCGAUAUCGUCAUCAAGCGAUUCAAGAUCAACGACAAUGCUCGGCUCAUCAUCAAUCCACGUCCAUAUGCGUUGUAACGUUUCAUAUAGUGGAGGUACGCUGCUUCUUACUGGGGCGCUGGUGACGCUGUCAAACCACUUUUGGGCAACGCC
Molecule: messenger RNA, 3955 nt
Organism: Trichoderma atroviride IMI 206040
Lineage: Eukaryota; Fungi; Ascomycota; Sordariomycetes; Hypocreales; Hypocreaceae
Source: RefSeq, a predicted model, not a curated record